Stegodyphus dumicola is the source of this 2901-nucleotide messenger RNA. RefSeq lists its product as uncharacterized. The record is from RefSeq and is a predicted model, not a curated record. NCBI's taxonomy places the organism in Eukaryota, Metazoa, Arthropoda, Arachnida, Araneae, Eresidae.
AUUCAAACCUCAGCAUCUGGUAACUGAGCACUUAUAGAACUUUUGCUCUCAAAAGUGGAAUACAAAGAUCAGUUAUGAAACUCACUUGGAUUGCGGUAUUCUUUGUUUUUGAAACUGUGUAUGUGCUUGGAGGAUGCGUUGAAGAAGCUCGCCACAUUAGCCGUGAUAAAAGAGAUUACGAGAUUGCUGAUGUGGAAUUAAUUGGCAAAGACCUCAAAGACCAGUUUGAUCAUGGCUUGGAAGAUAAAGAAUUUAUGCAGAAGAAAUUCGAAGCUGAGAAAGGUCGGCAUUUAGAAGACAAGAGUCUACACAUCGAUCUAGAUGAGAUUGCUGCAAAAUUACAUCACCUCAGUGACAGUGCUGCUUUUAAAGACGUUGGCGAUGCUAAUACGUUUCUUAAAAGUCUUCAUGCCAUCCUCGGCAAAGAAGAUAUUAAGGAAGUUGAUCUGGGGGAAGAAGAUGUAGGUGUCAUUGUGAAGUUUCUGAAAUACCUAAGCGCUGAAAAGAGUGAUUAUGAAGAAUUCCCUCUAAAAAAAGAUCAUGCUGAAAUAUACCAUAAGGAAGAAGCUCCAUUUAUGAAGCUCAGCGAGUCAAAAGGAUUACAUCUAUCUGAAGAGGAGGAGGAAAGAAGGAAAGCUCAUUUUGCCCAUGAUGUCUUUUAUGAUGAUAAAGAUCUGAAGGCUUAUCUCGACGAUGGAGCUCAUAAGACAAAAGAAGAUUUCGAUGUGGAAAUAGAUCCUCAUUUGAAAAGUGGCCAUUUUGAUGAGAAAAAGUUUGCAGAAGCUAAGCAGAUCCAUGCAGAUGAAGCUUUUAUCAAAGCGCACUUUAGCGAAGAAGAGGCUGCGCUGAAAAAACUCUUCGCAGAUGAGAAAGCACAUGAACAUGAUUACAUAGCAAAGAAGACAGAAGAAAAAUUGUUUCAUAAAGAAGAACCAUUUGCUGUUGCUAAAACUACCGAAGAUAAAGCCAUAGAAGAAUGGAAGUUACGUUUGGGAGAAGCGUUAGCUCUUGGUAAAGAGCAUGCAUUUGAUGAAGACCAUAAAGAAGCUCACAAAUUUGGUGUAGAAGCUCUUGAAAAAAGUAAAGGCCUUAAAACAGCUUAUGGUGAAGAACUUCAUCAUGCUAAAGAUGCCUUUGGCUUCAAGAAAAGUGUAGAAGCCGAUAAAGCUCUUCAUGAAUCAAAGGCUUUAGCCGAGGCUCACUCUGAAGCAUCAAAAGACCAUCUGUACGAUGAGAUCCUAAAGCAAGAAGAAUCCUUACUCUCAGGAGGCACUCACGCAUACGAAAAAGCUCGAGAACAAGCCUAUAAAGAUGCUAAAAUACCUGCAACUGGGGAAAUAGCUAAGAAGAAAGUUAUUUUUGACGAAUCAGGCAAGGCACUUUACGACCCUAAAGUACAUCAAAUCGAUGAAACAUUGAAGGCGGAGGAAGCGCAUGCGAUCUCAGCUUUUGAAAAAGAGAAAGGUCUGCAUAAGGAACUUCAUGGUGAAGAAGCAUUCAAAACUUCGAAAUCUUUCGAUGCUGCCUUAGCUCAUGGUGCAGAAGCUGCCAUAUACGGAGGGAAGGCUAAAGAACACAGUGUAGCUCAUGGCUUUGAAGCUAAGGAACACAGCCUCGCGCAUGGUUUUGAAACGGCAGCUAAAGAGCAUAGUUUUGCACAUGGCAUUGAGGCUAAAGAGCAUGGUUUUGAAACUGCAGCCAAAGAACAUGGUUUCGCUCAUGGGAUUGAAGAAGCUGCUAAAGAACAUAGUUUUGCACAUGGUGUUGGCACAGCAGCUAAAGAACAUAGUUUCGCACAUGGCAUUGAAACUAAAUCUAAAGAGCAUGGUAUUGCGCAUGGUAUCAACACAGCAGCUAAAGAGCAUAGUUUCGCACAUGGCAUUGAAACUAAAGCUAAAGAACAUGAUAUCGCAGCUAAAGAACAUAGUUUCGCACAUGGCAUUGAAAGUAAAGCUAAAGAAUAUGGUAUAGCAGCUAAAGAAUAUGGUAUAGCAGCAAAAGAACACAGUUUCGCAUAUGGCACUGAAACUAAAGAACAUGGUUUUGCACUUGGUGCGGAAACUGCAGCGAAAGCGCAUGGUAUUGCUCAUGAUUUUGAAACGGCAGCUAAGGAACAUGAUUUUGCUCAUGGUAUUGAAACUGCAUAUAAAGAACAUCAUUUGAUUGAAGCAGACAAAGCUGGAAAAGGUUAUGAUGUGGAGAAAGGUAUCGAAAAAUCCGAAGGAAUUAAGACCAAAUUCUUGAAAUUUUUGAGCAAAAUUCUGGGGAUGCGAAAGUGCUAUCUUGUUACUAUGAGGCCAAGCGAGCUUUUUAGCAUCAUAAACUGUAUAUCAAAAAGUAAAGAUCCUAUUCUAUGUGAAAAAUUUUCAAUGUGUGAAGCUAAAAUGCCUUUACAGGUAAUCAGAGCUCUUGAAAAGUGCCAAAAAGAAACUAUUCCAGAAGGAGCUAAGAAGUGUUCCAGAUCUGAACCUUUAUAUCGUACCCCCGAUAUACCUUUAAAGAUCUUCCAGUGCGUGGUGAAAAAUACUAGGGAGUUGGUGCCUGAAGAGAAGAAGAAAAUGAUAGAUUUUGAGGAAUGUGCCAGAGCUGUUAAAGCAGAGAGCUGCGGACGUUUCAAAUGGGGUCGUUUUCACUAAAUGGCUCAAAUACACGUUUUGCAUUUAAUCCAUUGUAAAUGUGAACACGUUGUAGACUUUUUGUGAUUAUAUAAAACUGUUGAUAUUUGUUAUUGUCGUUAAUUUAUAAAUUAUUGCAUUCUUUAUUUUAUAUUAAGUCUUUUAUCAUAACUUUCGUACUUCCUGAGUUGUGUGUUGAUAAAAUAUUUAUAAUGCUAUGUUCCUGAUAUUUGUUUAGUUGAAAAAUAAAAUUUUAUUGGCAUUUUAGCUGCUAAAUUGAAAAAAA